This is a messenger RNA of Dromaius novaehollandiae (emu), 1792 nucleotides long. RefSeq names its product fatty acid desaturase 6 (gene FADS6). Gene Ontology annotation, biological process: lipid metabolic process. The coding region runs from base 271 to 1671 and encodes 466 amino acids. The transcript has 7 exons. The record is from RefSeq and is a predicted model, not a curated record. Gene Ontology annotation, molecular function: oxidoreductase activity, acting on paired donors, with oxidation of a pair of donors resulting in the reduction of molecular oxygen to two molecules of water. Lineage: Eukaryota; Metazoa; Chordata; Aves; Casuariiformes; Dromaiidae. Gene Ontology annotation, cellular component: membrane.
CAUGGAAAUGGUCCCUUGCAGGAUGGGCUGCAUUCGCUCUUGCUCUCCUCUCCGGAAGACAUGAAACCCUAUCCUCUGCCCUAGAUACUCUGCUUGGGUUUCUCGGGACUAUUUCUGGCACGGGGCUCCAUCGCCUUGAGCGUUUCUGCUGCCUCUCUCCAUCUCUUUUUUCCCUCCUUCGCUUCUCCGUCCGUCCUCUCCUCCCUCUGUCCUUGCCCUUGGCCGGUCUCACGGCCGCGGGCGCUGGCGUGCGUCCGCUCGGCGCCGAGGAUGAAGGCUGCUUUUAGAAACGGGCUGCGAAGGUGGAUUAGCGCAAUUGCUCAUCUGCAUUCGCUCUCCUCCCCAUCCUGCCCCGCUCCUCCCUUCUCCAAAUUGCUCCCGCCUGGGACUGGCGCGCUGCGGAGCCGGACCCGGACCCGCAGGCCGGCAGGCUGCCUUGCCAUGGAUAGCGCCGCGGGAGCCCCCGGGCUGGGCAGGGCGACGCCGGCGGAGAACGGGACCCCGCGGGAGGAGAAGCAGCCGGAUGCCCCCAACGGGGUGCUGCAGCCCCCGAGGAGGGCGGUGCAGGGGGGCACCCCGGCCCCGGGGCAGCCCCAGCCCGGCGGCGGUGGGACGGAGGUGACGGCGAGGGGCCGGGAGGAUGGAGACGCGUCCUCGGAGGAGCCGGGGCAGGGGCGGCGCGAGGAAGCCCUCAUGGCCGAGCUCUCGGAGCUGGUGCAGGAGGUGGUGAAGAGCAGCAGCUGGUGGGAGAGGCACGGCGUGGACAUCUGCAUCAUCACCCUCAGCUUCCUCCUGCUGCCCGCGGGGUUCCUGUGCCUGCGGUCAGCCCACGCCAUCCCCUUCCUGGCCGGCAUCGUCAUCCUCGGCGUGGUGCACCACACGCUGACCGUGAAGGGCAGCCACCUGGCCAGCCACAACGCCUUGACAGAGUCCAAGUCCUGGGGCAAAGUGUGGGCCCUCUUCUUCAUCGAGCUCUGUGCAGCUUUCACGGCUGAGCAGGCCACCUACAACCACGUGAAGAUGCACCACGGCUACACCAACGUCAUUGGCCUGGGAGACUCCAGCACCUGGAAGCUUCCUUUCCUCAACCGCUACGUCUACAUGUUCAUCGCGCCUCUCGCAGUGCCUGUCUUAACCCCUCUCGUCGCGCUGCACUUGCUGAGGAACGUCAAGUUGAAAACAGCUCUCCGGACCAUUUGCUUCAUGCUUCUGGGUCUUUAUUCCCAUUACUGGAUUCUGCUCCACGUCUCGGGUUUCCGGUCUGCCUGGUCUGCCCUGCUCUGCAUGCUGGUCACCCGCGCCCUCCUUGCGCAUCCCUAUACCCACGUGAACAUCUUCCAGCACAUCGGCCUCCCCAUGUUCGCGGCCGAUAGGAAGCCCAAGCGGAUUCAGCUCAUGAGCCUCGGCGUGCUGAACCUGCCCCGCAACGCCCUGCUCGAGUGGUCCUUCGGCCACUCGCUCAUCAGCUGCCACGUGGAGCAUCACCUCUUCCCCGGCCUCUCCGACAACAUGUGCCUGAAGAUCAAACCCAUCGUCUCCCAGUACCUGAGGAAGAAGCAGCUGCCGUACAAUGAGGACUCCUACGUGUCCCGGCUCCGGCUCUUCCUGCAGAAAUACGAGGAGCUGAUGGUGCACGCUCCCCCCAUAACGGAGCUGGUGGGCAUCCAGUGAGCACGGGGCCUCCCGGACUGUCGAGGGGCCGCUCUCCGCGGGGCGUUACGGCAGGGACGGUGGUUUCGGCAGGACCGGGACAUCGCAGACACUUGCCCCCAUAAAGCAAUUGCAUAGGGAA